CCCAUAAGAAUUCCUUCUCUGUGGAAAAACACAGCACAAAAUUUUCUUUGAAAACCCGAAAUCCGGAUAUCGUUAAGAGUCCUUUCCCGAAGCAGCAGAAGACAACAACCGAACAAGCGAGACGGAAACUGUAGCCGUGUCUGAAUUCCUUCAAGCUGUCAAGAUUACUUCAGUUGAAACAAAUCCUUCCGCCGUAAUGUCGUCAGAGGAUUUUACCAGUUCAAGGAUAUUGGGGGUUGAAGUGGUGUUUACUUUCUGUUUGGUUACCCAGAAUUCCAAGAAAAUUUGGUUUAGUCUGUUUAAUUUCUUGAUAUCCAAGUAAAUUACAACAAUUUUGACCGUUGGAAUUGGGUUUUCUAGUAUUAUAUUCGUGGGAUUUAAUUAAAAGAAAUCUUAAUUCUGAUUAAUAACUUUGAGUUCAAGCAGAAAUAGGAAUUAAACCUGUUAAUAUAUACCCAAAUCACUCGUUUGAGAUUUGCAUAGGGCUUUGGGGUAGUACUGUUCUUGCUUUGGAUAAUUUUGUUGAUAUUAGGAGUUUUUGAUUAAGUACGGUUUGUAGGAAUAUUAGUUUUUAUGAAGAUGGAUAGUUAUGAUCAAGAUCUUAACAGGAAUAUUAAUUGUCUUGAUUCUUCCAGGAAGAGAAAGCGCACCAGAAGAGGUGAUGGUGCUUCUGUGGCUGAAACUCUUAAGAAGUGGAAAGAAUAUAAUAAAGGUCUAGAUUCUGGUAAUGAUGGGGGAAAAUCAGUUCUUAAGAAACAUGCUAAGGGAUCGAAGAAGGGAUGUAUGAAGGGUAAAGGGGGGCCGGAUAACUCGACCUGUAAUUAUAGAGGGGUUAGGCAGAGAACAUGGGGCAAGUGGGUGGCUGAAAUCCGGGAGCCAAAAAGUGGAAGAAGGCUCUGGCUUGGCACUUUCCCUACUGCUUAUGAAGCAGCACUGGCAUAUGAUGAAGCUGCAAGGACAAUGUAUGGUGAAUCCGCUCGCCUGAAUUUUCCUCAUAUCUCUUCAAAGGAUUCUUCAGCUUCAGUUGCCACUUCAUCUGGUAGUUCUUCAGUUGUGACACAUUCGAGUCCUUCUUCAGUGGCAACUCCUCCUGGCUCUGAUUACAUCACAACGUCAAACCAUUAUGAGAUCUGUGAUAAGGUAGAUCAUGUUGCCCCCAAAGCAUGCCAGGAUGAUGGAGAUAGUGAAUCUGCUGCUGUCUUGGCAGUCCAUUCACCAAGUAUAACAGUCCAGCCUACUGAGGAGGAGGGAAACAAAGAGACGAGGCAACAUGAUGGAGAUAAUAAAUGUGACAUCGAACAUGAAGCAAAGGAGGCCAAACUAGGACAAGAAGUGGAUGAUUCAUAUUUCAGUAUGCUUGAUGAACUUGAUCUUAGUGAUCUUUGUUGGCAGGAUUUUUCAAUGGAUGAAAUGUUUGAGGGAGAUGAGCUGCUGAGAUCUCUGGGUGAUGUUCCUGUCGAAGGCUUAAUUCCAAAUCAAGAUGCUGCUCUAAUGGGUUUACAUGGUGAUGGUAGUGCAGAGUAUCUGCAACCGUCUUUGUCAUAUCAGUUGCAGGACCUGGAUGCAACUUUGCAUCAUAUGGAGCCCUUUGGUGGGCAGCAGGAUAACAACUUCAUGGUGGAGAUCUAGGAUUCUAUGAACUACCUGCCGUCUCUUCUUUGAAGCAAAUGUUGUGAUUUAGGCUGAACAAGCACAGCGGGAUAGAUUUCAUCAUUUAUCGCUUCUUUGUCUAGGGAUUUGUUGCUUUUAUGUCCCAAAUACAGAGAUGGAUGUUGACCUUCUUGUUAAUUUUCUGCGUCACUGACUUUGGUGAAUAUGCUGAUUCUCUAUAUUUUUUUUUAAUAGGGAAUUUAACUACAUUAUUUAGUUCUUUCCCAACGGAAUAAAGUUGGUGCUGACUU
This is a messenger RNA of Rubroshorea leprosula, 1901 nucleotides long. NCBI's taxonomy places the organism in Eukaryota, Viridiplantae, Streptophyta, Magnoliopsida, Malvales, Dipterocarpaceae. The record is from the annotation of a GenBank genome assembly.